Molecule: messenger RNA, 541 nt
Organism: Darwinula stevensoni
Lineage: Eukaryota; Metazoa; Arthropoda; Ostracoda; Podocopida; Darwinulidae
Source: the annotation of a GenBank genome assembly
GUUCGUUCUAUUGUUAAAGUGCCUUCUGUCAAGUGACCGCACCAGUAACAAUCCAAUAAAGCAAUAAUAAGGCAACGCAGCACCGGUGAACCCACUCGGAAAUUGUAAGUGUUGAAGAUCAUCGAACUUGCUCACUUCGCUCUGGAUCUCAAGGGGAAUUAAAAGAUUUCACAGAACAAUUUUAGAUCUAGGGUCAGCAGGAAGCAGUGGAAUGGGAUCGACUCAAGAUAUGCCUCUCAAUACCACAGAAACCUAUCAAUCCCCCAACUACCCUAGAAGAUACCCGAACAACUACUACGACAAAAGAGCUUACAGAUGCCAAAAUAACCUGACACUUUCGUGUCCCGUCGUUCGAAUCCAGUGGUCUAACGGUUGCUGGAAAGAUGCCCUGACGGUUUCAGGAAACCGAGACCAGUCAGUGUGCGGACAGACGUCGCUGUCGUACUUCGUCCCAGGUAACACGUGGCUUACCAUCGUCUUCAGGACGAACUUCCUCAUAAGAGACAGAGGGUUCCAGUGCACCCUCACAUGUCCUCCUUGA